AUGCCCCCCAAAGCUGCUACUCUCGAUGGCCAGAAGGUGGUCCCAGCCGACUGCGUCUCUGUCCUCCUUAUGGCCUUGGGCAGUACCACCAUCACCAAGGCUCAGUAUGAGAUGAUGUCGGCUCUUGACGGCACACGUACUGCAAGCUCUUUCGAGCAUCAAUUCCGCACGAUCACAGCCAAGGCAAAGGAAUUGAAAGCCCGUGCCGAAAAGGGCGAGACCUUCCAAGCCGUGGCACCUGUCAAUAAGCGUGGCCAGACUACCCCACCAACACCCAACAAGAGAAAGGCCGCUUCUUCAGGAUCCGACGAUGUGACCCCCUCCAGAAAGAAGGUGACUCCCAAGUCACGUGGAAAGAAGAGCCAGACCCCGCUUGAGACGAUGGAUGACACUUUCCCCGAGGACGCCGAAGAGUUCAUUAGGAAUGAGGCCAAGUGGGAGGAGGAAGUGUUCUCUUAG
Alternaria arborescens is the source of this 459-nucleotide messenger RNA. RefSeq lists its product as hypothetical. Lineage: Eukaryota; Fungi; Ascomycota; Dothideomycetes; Pleosporales; Pleosporaceae. The record is from RefSeq and is a predicted model, not a curated record. The coding region runs from base 1 to 459 and encodes 152 amino acids. The transcript has 2 exons.